UGUAUAUGGAGAACUUUGAGGAAGCACUGGGGUCUAUUCCCAAUCCUCUACGUCUUCGGUUGAGAUGUGUAGAUGGCACGUUCACCAUCUGCCACAGGGACCACAUAACUGCCAUCACUGAUUUUAUCAACAGCCAAGACCGUAACAUCAAGUUCACUAGAGAGCUGGACGAAAACCAUUCUGUUGCUUUUCUGGACUCAUCAAUCACACAUGAGAGCGACGGCUACAGGAAGGUCACACAUACCAACCAAUACUUCAACUUCUAGUCGCACCACCCGCUGCAUCAAAAACUGGGGUUCGUAAGAACUUUCAAACACAGGUCCAACACGAAUGUGACUAAGGAAGGAAAAGAGAAAACUCUAGGGAACAAGACACUGGAUGAAGCUCUCGCUGUGUGUGGUUACCCACCUUUGGCCUUGAAAAAACUGCGUCGGGUCAGGACAGAGGUGAUUAACUGUGAGCCAACAGAUACAGUCAGUAAAGAAACAGCUGUGAUCCUCCCUUAGCGUAAAGGAAUUUCAGAGAAAGUGUGCAGGGUCUAUGAAAGGAAUAGCGUCAACACGGCUUUUAUACCCCAGCGCACAUUAGAAUAACACCUUGUAAAGCCAAAGAACAAGCCCCUCAAGAACAACGCUGUGGGACCACAUAUAAGAUCAAUUGCCAUGACUUGAAUUCUUUUUACAUUGGUGAGACAGGUUGACAGAAGAAGACCAAGGUAAACGAACAAAGGAAAUCGGUGACUGUAGAAAAAUCAUCAGUGCCAUUUCUAAACAAGCAACAGGGAUUCAACCAAAAUCCUUGAACUUGAGUUAUCUGAUAUGCCACGCAUGGUACGAAAGGCUGUCAACAUUAGACGCCACCUGCCACCCAUGAAUAGG
This is a messenger RNA of Lingula anatina, 878 nucleotides long. RefSeq lists its product as uncharacterized. The record is from RefSeq and is a predicted model, not a curated record. NCBI's taxonomy places the organism in Eukaryota, Metazoa, Brachiopoda, Lingulata, Lingulida, Lingulidae.